AUGAGCAGCAGAGCGCAGCAGGGCGAAAAGGGCUCCGAGUCAGCCGCCCGCACGCGGCCUCUGAGCAUCCAUGAGAUCUUGCUGCGGCGGGAGAAGAAGGCCCUCGCAGAGGCUAAGAAGGCCGCCGCGGAAGCUAAGAAGGCCAGGGAAGAGCUCCAGGACAAGGAUAAGUGUAAACCUAAUCACUCGGAGCCGGGAAGAGGGCACAAGAGCAGAAAGGAUCUCAAGGAUGUGCCUGCGGAGGGUUCCAAAAAGGAGAGUGUUAGAGAUGCGUCAAGGGAGGACUCCAAGAAGGAUGAUGUGCGGCGUACUUCUAAGGAGGGUUCCAGGAAGGAGAGCAUUAGAGAUGCACCCUCCAAGAAGGAUGAUGUGAGGCAUGCAUCUAAGGAGGGUUCCAAAAAGGAGAGCAUUAGAGACGCACCAAAGGAGGUCUCCAAGAAGGAAAACUUGAAAGAGAGGCCAAAAGAUGGCUCCAAGGUGGAUGAAUUGAAAGAUACACCAAAGGAUCCAAGGAAGGAUGACCACAGAGAUGCACCAAACAAGGGCUCCAAGAAAGAGAGGUCCUCUGUAAGAGAUGAUAGUCAGUCAGCUGGCAAAGACAAUGAUGCUCGUAAUUCACAUAAACAUUGCACAAGCAUGAGAGGCCGGCCUGCUGAAAGCAAGGAUGGAAACCAUGGUGAAAUCAGAGCAAGAAAUGGUGAUGCGACAAGAUCUGAGUCUCUAAAGGGACCGGGGAAGAGAUGGAAUGGUGAACCUGUUCACAAUGAUAGAAUCAUGGAGAGGAGCGAUAAGCUCCGGAAUGAGGCAAAAAGGAAAAUCCAUGGUUUUGAUGAUGAAAAGCCUUCAUAUGUUGAUCGACCGGUGCUGAAGAAACAUGAUUCCGCGCGAUUCCGAGUUUCCAAACACUAUGACAUAAAUGAUGCAAGGAGAGAGUACGGAAAACCAUACCGUGAAGAGCCCAGGUCAAAAAGGAGAAGGUCAAGAAGCAGGGAUCAUGAUCAAGGAAGACGUGACAGAUCUCUCUCACUAUCCCCAAGGGAACAAAGGCGUAGCUACCAUGGAAAUGAUCAUGACAAUUAUCCUCCUGGAAGGAAGUAUGCUGAAAACGACAGGUACAGAACAUCUGAUAAUGUUGGACAAGGUGGUGGGUCUUACCAGAGAUAUGAAAGUCGGCUUGGUGGCUACUCACCAAGGAAAAGGAAAACAGUGCCACAAGAUGAACAAUUGACUACCACGAUUACCCCACCAGUCAUUCGAUCACCAGAAAAGAAACCAGCCACGUGGGAUCAGCCUCCCACAGCAGCAGACCAAUCUAAUUUCUUCACCAAUUUGCAGCCAAUUGUUAGUCAAACCUCUUCUGUUUCAGUCAGUUUUAGCACACCAAAGCAGAACCCUGCUACUGCGCUUGACACUAUAUUGUCAGGGAAUAGUUCGUCUAUUGAUUCUGUCCAGCUAACACAAGCAACACGCCCACUUAGGAGGUUGCACAUCGAGAAUUUAACUAGUUCAGCUUCAGAGGAUAUGUUGAUUGGUUGCUUGAAUGACUUCUUGCUGUCAUCGGGUGUUAACCGUAUCCAGAGGUCUAAACAACCAUGCCUCAGUUGUACGAUAAAUAAGGAAAAACGCCAGGCAUUUGUUGAAUUUCUUACACCAGAAGAUGCUACAGCAGCUCUUUCUUUUGAUGGAAGAUCUUUCAAUGGGUCUACUCUGAGAAUUAGACGCCCCAAAGAAUAUAUUGAAAUGGCAUGGUAUCUGCUGCAAGAAUUUGCCAGCUGUUUCAUUUCCCCCUUCCAUUUGGAACCUAUUAGUUUAGAAAAUUGCGACUUGAUGUCUAUAAAGUUGAAUGUUGCAAUGGUUAUAUUCACAUUUUUAAGUUUUCUGCAUGGACAUUCUUUGGUAUACUUGCUGUUUGCACCAUUUGACCUAUUUGAGUAUUGGAAAGGGCAAACUGUCCAUGGUGUCAAUAAUGACAUUGCUAUCUACUCAUUUAGCGAUAUGUUUGCCAUUAACCAUGUUGCUCAAAAGAAGCCCGUGGAAGAAGAGAUUAAAGAAGCAUCUGAUGUUGUUGCAGAUUCACCACACAAGAUUUUCAUUGCUGGUAUUUCUGAUGUUCUUUCAUCUGAGAUGCUCGUGGAAAUUGUUAGUUCAUUUGGCCAGUUAGCUGCAUACCACUUUGUUUGUAAUGAAGACCUUGGUGGGCGAUGUGCAUUUCUUGAGUAUAUUGAUCACUCCAUUACAAACAAGGCAUGUGCUGGCCUCAAUGGGAUGAAGCUUGGUGGGUGCAUCCUAACUGCUGUUCAGGUUCGCAAUGAAGCUUCCCCAUUUUAUGGUAUUCCUGAUAGUGCCAAAGCGCUUCUUGAAGAACCAACAAAUGUCCUGCAGCUAAAAAAUGUGUUUGACCAAGAAGAGUUUUUGGCACUUUCAAAACCUGAGCUGGAGGAAAUAUUGGAAGACGUACGCAUGGAGUGUGCAAGGUUUGGAGCAGUCAAAUCCAUAAAUAUUGUAGAGUAUCCUGCUAGCAGUGACAGCAUUACUGAGGAUGUCCUAGUUGAGCCCAAAGAUGAGCCAGUAAAGCUUGAGCCCACUGAAUGUCGUGCCAAUGAUAACUGUGUGGAGACUGGAACAGAUUGCUCUUUACCAAGUAGGAGCAUAGUAGUUCCGUCCAACCCUAUGGAAAUUACAGGUGCUGAGUGCCAGGAUCACAAAGAGCUUGACACACUUCGUGAAUGUGAUGGGUCUGCAGCGGCAGAUCAGUACACCGACCUAGAUGACAUCCAUGCUAGAGCUGCUGGCCCCACAGUGGAUCAACAAACAGAGACCGAUCAUAUGGAUUCUGUGCAGGCUGAUCAAGAUGCUACUGCAGUGGGCGACAUCCAUGCUAGAGCUGCUGGCCCCACAGUGGAUCAACAAACGGAGGCCGAUCAUAUGGAUUCUAUGCAGGCUGAUCAAGAUGCUACUGCAGUGGGUGAGAUCCAUGCUAGAGCUGCUGGCACCACAGUGGAUCAACAAACGGAAGCCGAUCAUAUGGAUUUUACGCAGGCUGAUCAAGAUGCUAUUGCAGUGGAUGACAUCCAUGCUAGAGCUGCUGACCCCACAGUGGAUCAACAAACAGAGGCUUAUCAUAUGGAUCCUCUGCAGGCCGAUCAAGAUGCUACUUCAGUGGGCGACAUCCAAGCUAGGGCUGCUGGGCCCAGAGUGGAUCAGCAAACGGAGGCUGAUCAUGUGGAUUCUUUGCAGGCUGAGCAAGAUGCUACUGCAGUGGGUGACAUCCAUGCUAAUGCUGCUGGCCCCACAGACACAGUGGAUCAAGAAAUGGAGGCUGAUCAUAUGGAUUCUACGCAGGCUGAUCAAGAUGGUACUGCAGUGGACUACAUCCAAGGUAGAGCUGCUGACAUGGAUUCUACACAAACUGAUCAAGAUGCUUCUCCAGUUGGUGAAGAUAGUUUAGGAGAAGGACAUGCAGGCCCAACAACUUUGGAGGCCUGUGGUUCUACUACACCCGUAGGUGUGGUGGAGAAAUCCGAAACUGAGAAGGAGCAACAAAGCGCUGAUGAUGUGAGUGAAAGUGGUGCAGAAAAACUACCCGUUGCUCCAGUUUCAGACACCAUCGUGCUGGAGGCUGGCUCUAUACUGGUGGAGUUCAUGCGGAAGGAGGCUGCAUGCAUGGCCGCACAUUCCUUACAUGGGCGCAGCUUCGGCGACAGGACCGUGUCUGCUGGAUACGCCCCUCAUGCUCUCUACCUGCAGAGGUACCCGAGGUGA
Molecule: messenger RNA, 3762 nt
Organism: Triticum turgidum subsp. durum (durum wheat)
Lineage: Eukaryota; Viridiplantae; Streptophyta; Magnoliopsida; Poales; Poaceae
Source: the annotation of a GenBank genome assembly